Molecule: messenger RNA, 1098 nt
Organism: Mangifera indica (mango)
Lineage: Eukaryota; Viridiplantae; Streptophyta; Magnoliopsida; Sapindales; Anacardiaceae
Product: probable xyloglucan endotransglucosylase/hydrolase protein 30
Exons: 4
Coding region: 52-1065 (337 amino acids)
Biological process (GO): xyloglucan metabolic process; cell wall biogenesis
Cellular component (GO): apoplast; cell wall
Molecular function (GO): xyloglucan:xyloglucosyl transferase activity; hydrolase activity, hydrolyzing O-glycosyl compounds
Source: RefSeq, a predicted model, not a curated record
GAGCUUCAAGGAGAGAUUAUAUACAUUAAAUAUCAUAAAAAAGCGAAGAAGAUGGAUUGGUCGGCAUCAUCAAAUUGCUCUCUCCUUCUUGUAUAUUUAUGUUGCUUCUUCAGUUUAACAAUCAUAACUUCAUCGGCUUUCAACCUCUCCACCAUCUCUUUCGAUGAAGGUUACUCUCAUCUCUUCGGCGAAGGCAAUCUCGUUCGCUCUCCCGACGGCCGAAACGCCCGUCUCAUCCUCAAUCGUGCCUCUGGGGCGGGCUUCAUUUCAUCAAGGCUGUACAAGCAUGGAUUCUUCAGCGCCAUGAUCAAGUUGCCCUCGUAUUAUACGGCCGGAAUAUGUGUAGCUUUUUAUACAUCAAAUGCUGAUGUAUUCAAGAAGACGCACGAUGAGUUAGACUUUGAGUUCUUGGGAAACGUUGCCGGAAAGCCAUGGAGAAUUCAGACAAAUUUUUACGGCAACGGUAGCACUCAUCGUGGUAGAGAAGAAAGAUACCGGCUCUGGUUUGAUCCCAGUAAAGAGUAUCAUCGGUACAGCAUUCUAUGGACGGCCAAUAACAUCAUAUUUUAUAUCGAUGAAGUUCCGAUAAGGGAAGUUGUUCGGAGUCCGGCAAUGGGCGGUGACUUCCCAUCGAAGCCAAUGUCGCUAUAUGGUACAAUUUGGGAUGCUUCAAGUUGGGCAACUUCUGGUGGAAGAAACAAAGUGAACUACAAAUUUGGUCCAUUUACGGCAGAAUUUAAAGAAUUAGUGCUAGAAGGUUGCCCCGUUGACCCUUUGGAAGAUUGCCAUAAGACAGAGAGUAAAGAGUACGCCACCAUACCGCCCAAAAAAAGAAGGGCCAUGCAGUGGGUUCGGAGGCAUUUUAUGUACUAUUCUUAUUGUUAUGACCAACUAAGAUACCCUACACCCUUACCUGAAUGUGUGAUUGUUCCUUCGGAACAACAACGAUUUAGAAAUACUGGUAGAUUGAAAUUUGGAGGUAACCAUAAAAUUCGAAAACAUAAACAGCCUCAUCGCUCUGAAUUCAAUAUGGUCACAACCACACCCGAGGAUCCAGAUAUGUAAUAUUUUUCUUUAUGAAUAAAGUAAAUUACAGUA